AUCGGAUGUUCUUACGAGGUAUCGUUCUUUCUCACCUCCUCCUUCUCCAAGAAGACAUCUAUAUCUGUCUUAUCCUCUCCUGUCAUAUCUGUCUCGCCGAAACUUAAUUGUCACUUCGCUUGUCGGGGAAAGCUCACGCGUCAUUGUUUGAGAACUUGAACAGAAAUGAACUUGCGGAGAAGUGUAUUCUGCCCAACUAGAACAUCGCAGUAGGUUUCUAAUCUUCCAUUCUCGUCAUGAUAUCGCAACAGAACUGUACAAGAAGUAAACAAAAUUUGAAAGAACUGUCAGAGUCUUCACGUACUUAUCGCCUGUCAUUCGCCGAGAAAUUUUCCGCUAAUGGAACGGUGGAAGACUCCGCAAGGAACCAUAUGUAAAACGUGUCUAAAUCCAUUCGACGAAAGGUCAGCUUUCCCAACCUGUUGCACCAUGAUCACCCCAAACGGCCAUGGCACACCGCUGAAGAAUCCUCAAAAUCUCACUGCUGGUUGCAAUGGUAACAUACUAAUUAAAAAUGGUAACUCAAAGAGCCAUAUCACUAAGCCUCACAUCAACAAUGGACACAUCAAGAAUGGUCAUCAUUUGGAAAAGAAUGGGCAUCACUUAGACUUAGUCAAAGAUAGUUUGUGUUGCUUGAAGCAAUCACAGUCAUCACUCAAAAAACAAUCGAUUGAUAAUUCUGAUGACAAAGAUGACUCUUGUGGACUAUGGUCUCUGAAACCUAGGUGGCUUCAACCAUUUGCGAAUAAGAAAGUAUUCUUAGCGGUAUUCUGUUUAACCAGUGUUCUUCAGGGCAUGUAUUAUACGUAUUUUGUGAGUGUAUUGACUACAAUAGAAAAACUUUAUCAGAUUCAAAGCAAGACAACGGGUCUGAUCAUGUCAGCAACUGAAGUCGGCCAAAUAGGUGGUGCUUUACUCUUAACAUACUAUGGUGGACAAGGCCAUAGACCAAAAUGGAUUGCUUGUGGUAUGCUGGUGUUUGCUGCAGCGUCCAUUUUUUGUGCCACACCUCAUUUUUUGUACAGUGAUUUAACAAGUUCUGAUCGGUCUACCUCAGACACGGAAAAUUCAUCCACUGUUGCAUUGCGGGAGCUUAGAACUAAAUUAUGCCAUAAUAAAUUAAUUUCCAAAAGCGAAUCUGCUAGAUAUAUCAUUCCACUUGCAUCAUCAAAUUCCUCAUCUGACGGUAUUUAUAUUGGUUCUUUCGGCAAUUAUACUUACGAUCUGGGAAUAAAGUCUUCUAUGCAUAACAGAUCUUCGCGUUCUGCAUAUACAGAUGACUUUCGCCUGUCAUCUGAUACCAAUGGAACUUCAUCAGCCAUCAGUCUACCAUCUAAGGAAGCGCUAAUAAUGAAAAGGGAUGAAUGUGAGGAAAGAAGCCAGUCAGGCACUCACACAAGAACAACACAUACGGUGCUAGUUAUAUUCUUUGCCAGUCUUUUGCUCAUCGGUAUUGGUGCUACUGCAGUUUAUACUCUUGGUAUUCCAUAUAUAGAUGAUAACGUAGCUACUAGGGAAUCCCCGCUUUAUUUUGGUAUCACCAUUGGAGUUCGCAUCUUUGGCCCAGUCUUUGGAUUCUUGUUGGGCUCCUUCUGUACCAGCAUAUAUGUAAACUUUCCCUUUGAAACAACGGAAAUCACAACGGACAAUCCACAGUGGCUUGGAGCUUGGUGGUUGGGUGUUCUCAUAGUCGGAGCAGCCUUAAUUUUAACAUCCUUUCCAAUGAUGGCUUUUCCAAAGAAAUUACCCAAGCCUUGUCUGCAUGGCCAUGGACAUGUAAAAACUGUCAAUCGCAAUAUUCGUACUGGCGAUAUUCCAAAAUCAAAUGAUAAUGCUAAUGGCCUGUUACAAGAUAAUCAUUGCCACCUGUGCCAACAGUCUGCAUUUUAUAAUACUCAUAAUGAGGAUCUGAAGAAGCCAAGUUUGAAAGAUUUCCCAUCAGCCAUCAGAAGGUUACUAAAGAAUGAGAUCCUUCUAUACCGGACAGCAAGCAGUGUACUUCACAUUCUCCCUAUUGCUGGAUUAUACACAUUCCUGCCCAAAUACCUGGAGAGUCAGUUUCAACUUACAGCUACAAUGGCAAAUAUGAUAUCUGGAAUCGCUGGGAUACUUGUUAUGGGUGUUGGAAUUUUUGCCAGUGGAACUUUUAUGCGUAAAUUUAAACCUAAUGCAAGAUUUGUGGCUCGUUGGAUUGCCCUUUCAGCCUUGUUAUAUGCUGUUGGAAUGAUGAUUCUCAUGAUAUUUGGAUGCCCUCUUAACAGUUAUGUUGGAUUAAAUGUUGGAAGUGAAUAUGAAGAUACUUCUCAGUUAACAUGCAAUGAAACAUGUGGCUGCAAACCAGGGGAAUUUGCUCCUAUUUGUACUAGUGAAGGUGUCACGUAUUUAUCCCCAUGUUUAGCAGGAUGUACUGAAGUAUCAGGCUCUUCUUAUGAUGAGUACAUUUACAAAGACUGCUUAUGCUUGGGUGCAAAUGUGACAGCAACCAAUGGAUUUUGCCCAUUACAAUGUGACAGUUUACUUCCAUAUGUUUUUGUCUUUGCUUUGUUUGUCUUGAUCCACUCAACUUCAGAAGUUGGAUCUAUGCUCCUUACUUUAAGAUGUGUUGAACCAAAGGAUAAAGCUAUGGCAUUAGGACUGAUAGCAUUUGCCAUUGGGCUGUUUGGCAAUGUACCUUGUCCAAUCAUUUAUGGUGCUGUAGUGGACUCAGCUUGUUUAUUCUGGGAGGACAAUUGUGGAGAACCAGGCGCCUGCCGUCUCUAUGACCCGUCCAAAUUCCGUGCUGUUUUCCAUGGUGUCACUGCAGUAAUUAUGCUGAUGGCAUUUUUUGUGGACAUAAUUGUCUGGUACAAAGCAAAGUCCAUUCAGUUUCAGGAUGAAGACAUUAUAGAAGAUGCAGAGGAAGCAGUUCCUUUUAAUGAAACACAGUUUAACACACAGCUGGAAAGCAGUGUAUGAUUUAAUAGCACACAACUGUAUGAUCAAAGAUUUUAAGAUGCACACAGGGAUGAGCCUUUUUUUAUGAAAAUGAAAUGAGCAGCUUCUAGUGUCAUGUGAACAAGUGUGACUUUUUUACUUGUUUUGAGAGUUAAUUUAUCAUUAUGGGCUGAAAUAUCAGCAAAAACUGUUGUUUAUGUCAUUAGAUUCGGUGAGAAAACAAGUUUUCACAUACUAUAAGAUGUUGCUUCUCUGCUGAAUAUUAUGAAAAAUCUACAGCUUUGUUUAUGCACAAUGAAUAAUUGCUUAUUCCUGGCCUGUACAGAGUGAAUGCCCAACGUGUUUUCCUUGAUGUUCAGAGAUAGUUGCACUCUGAGCAACAUGACUGUUUCAUGUUAAAUGCAUCUUCAAAGAUUUUUUUUUUAUUUAUUUUUUUUUAAAUUUGGUGGUUAAUAUGAAAACAAAAACAACUGUGUUCACUGCAUUUGCGAAACCACUAUUCUCCAUCUUAACUUUGUUGUUCAUGUGCUUUUCUGUAAUUUAUUUAUUUUUUUAAAUAUAAGAUUAAAUCUUUUGAAAUGAAAAAUAUUUGCUAUGAAAGGUAAAUAAAAAUUCUAUUUUUAAAAAAUAGUUUUACAUAUUUGAGAUUUUUUGUUUAAUUUUUAUUUUUAAAUAGCUAAAGUUAAUAUUUUCUCAUUACACAUAUUGUAAGGCUAACAAAUCAUUUAAAAGGUUUUAUUGGUUGAUUACAUUCACUUUUUUGCAAGAUUGAAAAAGUGUUCUUGUAAAAAUUCCACUGCAGUGAAAGAAUUAGGAUUAUGUUAAUGAAUUGAUUGAAGUGUGCUUAAUAAAUGUAGUCAUGGAGAUAUAAAAUGAUGGAUAUAGUGAAGCCAAAACUAAAAAGUAUUGAUGUUUUAGAAUUAUAAACAAAUAUACAUUUAAGAUCAUUAAUAUUUUUUCAUAUCAUCGGCCUGCAAAAUGCUAACAUAUCUAAGCCAACUCCAAGUUUUUUUCUAAGGUUAAUGUGUCAGAAAAGGACUACCACAUAUGUUUUAGUAACAUAAUCAUGAACAAGAACUUCUCUGCUGUUUUUCUAAGCAUUUGCAAAAUGUUUGUAUAUAGUAGUACAUAAUUAUAUAAAUAUAAAUAUUCAUACUGAUAUAUACAUAUAUAUAUAUUAACAAUUAUGGUCAUGUGAUGUAACAUUCAUCAUAUAAACACAUUGGUUGUAAUUAUCAUGAACCAGGAUGUUUGAUUCACGUUUUUCUGUAAUUUAUAAUAUUGGAUUUUAGAUUAUGUUCAGAACUAUUAAUAUUAAAUUCAUAUUGAAAUGCAAAUUUUUAUUACCACUAUGUGAUUGAAGUUAUGAAAUAUGUAUGAUAUUUAAGUAAAGUGAGUUGUGAGAUUUAUGAAAAUAAGUUAUUUCUUCAUCCAAAUUUGUUCUUGUUCUAUUUGAGAGUUUAAUAAUUUAACAUAAAUUAAAAAUGUUAUGUAUUUAACAUGCUAAAUCAAAUUUUGUGCCUUUCUCUACAAGACUGAAACAUUUUAUUUAACACUGUAUAAAAGUAAAAGUUAUAAAUAUGUUAAGUUCUAAAAAUUGUAUAAACUUUACCCAAGUAAAAUAAAUAUUUAGUGUUAACAUUUUUAAAAGUGUGUUUGACAUGUACUUUUAACAAACUUAGAUGACUUACGAAAAUUGUUUUACUAGAAAUGAUAGGUAUAGUGAAUAAUCGUAAUUAUAGUGAAUAAUGUUUUUCAUGUUAAAUUAUCCUUGUGGAAUAUUUUCAUAAACUUAUUUUAUAUGUCCUCAAGUUUUCGUUGUAGUAGCGUUUUUCCCCGAUUUCUUGAUUAGACAGUUUAGAUUUUGUAUAAUUUCCAACACUGCUCCAUUUUAAGUAAAGAAUGUUAAAAAUGAUAUGUAAAUUCAAUCUCUUUGUAUUUUUAGAAAUUACUGUUUAAAAGUAUGAAAGUGAAGAAAUGUGUAGAAAAAUUUAAAGGCUUUGAUAAAUUAAGCAUGUUUCGUACAACUUUUCAUUACAUGUGAACCAUAUAAUAGUUAAGAUAUAAAAGAGAUAUGAUUUGUUACAGUUGAUUAGAUUUUACUGGAACUAACAUUUUGAACAUCCUGGAUUCUCUGAUAAGUGUGAUUUUGUAAAGUCAUUAUUUUAAAAUAUAAGAGCCUUUUUUUGGCAAUUGAUGGUUCCUACUUAGGCUCAAUUAGUUAAACAGGUAUGAUUUUUUUUUAUAUUAAAUACUCAGGGGAGAGGCUUUACUGAUAACUAAUUGGGUCAUAACUAUAUUCUCCAAUUAAUAUUUUGAUGAUUGAUAAAAAAUGCAGUUUGUUUCAUAUUACAUAUCAUCACAGAAAUAUCUUUAACAAAUUUUAAACAACUUGCACACUUUUCAAAUUUUGAGAUAAUUAUAUUUCUUCUAUCAUACUCUCAUUUAAUAUAUAAUUUGAAUAUGCCAAAAUAAUAUAAUAUUAGAAGGCCAAAUAUAAUUUAAAUAUGCUGUCAAUGACAAUUGUAAAUAAUAUUUGUGUUUCAGAUAUAAGAUUUAAUGGGUUUGCUUGUGCUUUUUUUAACCGUUAAUUAUGUGUUUCAUAAUUCUUAAGUUGUAAUUUGGUAAUUAUUAACUAAGCAUCUGAUCACAAAAUCAUUACAUUUCAAACCUUAGGCCAUAUUAUAGAUGUAUGUAGCUAAUGACAUUAGACUUGCCAUCCCCCUAAAUUCUUGCAUUGCCUAAUAUCUGAAGUGGUAUUGAUAACAAAAUAAUUCAGAUUUGUUGUUUAAGCAUCUAACUUUAACAAAUAUUAUUCUGUCUACUAAUUUAAUGAUUUAGAAUGGAUAUAGCAAAAUGAACUAAAUGUAUAACUGACAUACAAAAUGACCUCUUGCAACACCAGUAAAGUUUUAUCUAUCCAUUUUGUUUCUGCUGAAUUUUUGACAUCAAAACAAAAAGUGUGCUUAAUCUAAUUAAUUAAAUUGUGAUGCUUUUAUAUUGAUCAUAUUUGUCCGAAUGCCAACUGGUUUAUUCAAAGAAUUGUUUUUGUGCUUUCUGAUUAUUUAUAAUCCAAUUUUAAUAUUUGUAUGAAUAGCCAUAUUUUCAAACAUACAUGCAGUAAUCAGUCAGUCAUUGCCUGUGCAUCCCACAUAGAUGGAUAUUAUUUUUGCCAAUUCGUAAAAUCAUCAUAAUCAGUACAUAUUUUGUGUGGAUGCAGAUAGUGAGAAAGUAAUGUAUUUUCUUUAGAAUGAAUAUAUAUAAUUUGAGUUUGAGAAAUAGAUUGAGAAUUCAUAUUAAUGGUUCAUAAUGCAUUUAAAUGAAAGUUACCUUUGGCUUUAUUUAAAUGGAAAACAUACAUAUUCGUAUAACUAUUGUAUUUCACAAAUUAUAUUUUUACAUUUGACUCAUUCACUCCAUGGUUUAGUAAUAGACAUAAAAAGGCUUUGAAAACCUGUAGACUCAAAAAUGAAAUUUUUGUAGGAAAGUUUAAAAAAAGAGAGACAGAGGUUUUAAUAAAAAAUAAACUUACCUUAUAACUAGUGGUGUCCACCAAAGUUAGAGAAGUGCUGCUAAAUAUUUAUUUAUCUAUAAAAUAGGAGUUCACUUGAAACCAUCAUAUAUAUGAUGAACUAACAAAAUUAUCAGAAAAAUUAAUUAGAAUUUUUAUUUUUCUAAAUCUGUAUGCAUAAAUUAAAACAAAAUACAAUACAGCAAUUGGGAUAUUAUUCAUUCAUUCAUUUAUAUAGUGAGGUAAA
Messenger RNA from Stegodyphus dumicola, 6692 nucleotides. Its product is annotated as solute carrier organic anion transporter family member 74D-like. Gene Ontology annotation, cellular component: basolateral plasma membrane. NCBI's taxonomy places the organism in Eukaryota, Metazoa, Arthropoda, Arachnida, Araneae, Eresidae. The record is from RefSeq and is a predicted model, not a curated record. Gene Ontology annotation, biological process: transmembrane transport; sodium-independent organic anion transport. Gene Ontology annotation, molecular function: protein binding.